Messenger RNA from Amaranthus tricolor (Joseph's coat), 4383 nucleotides. Its product is annotated as ubiquitin carboxyl-terminal hydrolase 15. Gene Ontology annotation, cellular component: nucleus; cytosol. The transcript has 15 exons. The coding region runs from base 954 to 3689 and encodes 911 amino acids. Gene Ontology annotation, molecular function: cysteine-type endopeptidase activity; cysteine-type deubiquitinase activity. NCBI's taxonomy places the organism in Eukaryota, Viridiplantae, Streptophyta, Magnoliopsida, Caryophyllales, Amaranthaceae. Gene Ontology annotation, biological process: protein deubiquitination. The record is from RefSeq and is a predicted model, not a curated record.
AUAGUUGUGUGUUUAAGACUCGCAAAAAGAGUCAAAUCUGAAGAGUGAAAAAACUUACAGUCAGCAGCUUAGAGGAGAGAGAAAGCGAAAGAGAGAGAAAGAAAAAGAGAAAGAGAAAGAGAAAGACAGCAAAUUUCUUCUUCUUCCUGUUCUUGUUGUUGUUACCGUCAGCAGAAUCAAAGUAUCUCUUCAUCUUCAGGAGAAGCCGGAGAUAGCUGUUUCUAUUUACCUUUAUAAUUCCUGCAUUUUUAGGUACUAAUUAAUUAGUUAUUACCCUAUUUUAUUUUUUAUUUAUUUAUUUUUGUUUUUAUUUGUGUACUUUUAUACUUAUCUUCAAGACUUAUACUCACCAAUCCAAAUCUAGAAUUUGUACAUUGUCUUUCCUGAAUUUGAAUAGCCUUUAUGUAGGUAAACUUGGUCUAUUUUGUAAGCUGGUAAAUGCUUUAUUAAUUGUAGUUUAAGUGUUUGAAGAAAUUCAGCUGUGAAUCCCCAUUAGGUUGUUUAAUUUAUGUGGGUAUUUUUGAAAGGUAUGAUCUUUGAAGUUUGAAUCUGUGUUCACAACUUGAAAUUUACUGCUUCUAUCCACAUGGGUUAGGUGUAUACUCUCAUUUCAUCUUCCUAAGGUCAUUAUAAAUCAUUGGGUUUUCUUUAUUUUUAUCUAAAUUUGGUCCAUUUUGUAAGCUGGUAGAUGCUAUUGAUUGAAGUUUAAAUGUUUGAAGAAAUUCAGCUGUAAAUCCCCGUUAGGUUGUCCAAUUAUAUGGGUGUUUUUGAAAAGUAUGAUCUUUGAAGUUUGAAUCUGUCUUCACAAUCCACAUGGCUAAGAAUACUAUGUGAUAAGGAGCUAAUUGGAAAGAAAUAGGUAAUGUAGUUUUGUUGUUCUUGCAAAGCUCCAAGUGAGCGGCUCUGGUAAAGUAGUGGAACCUAUAAUUGGAUAUGAGUUUGCUGAAGGGGACAUGCUCGAGUUUAGGCAAGCUGAUAUUCCUGCCCUGUUUCUGGUCUUUGUUGUACUACCAGUGGUUUUGUACAUCUUACUUGGGAAAUGGAGUGAGGCUUCACGCAAAAAAGAGAGGGUAAAGUUUCUGGUUGAAGAGGCAUUUGUGGAGCCUUUUAGAUCAGAAGCAAUGGCAGCUUCCAGUGAUAUUCCUACUGUUGUACCUCGUUCAACUACUGCUUUUUGGGAGUGUGCUAGGUGCAGCAUUCCAGCUACAACACGCUGCUCUCGAUGCAAGUCAGUUCGUUAUUGUUCUGGGAGGUGCCAGAUAGUUCACUGGAGGCAAGGUCACAAAGAGCAAUGUCAGCCACCGGAUGAUAAUUACUCAUCCUUUAAGCCUACUUCACUAGCAGAAGUUGAUAGUGAAAGUAGUCACAAAGGUGCAUAUGAUCAGUACAGUGACUUUUCAACCCCACAGCCGCUUGGUGUUAAUUUAAGUGUUGAUUUCCCUGUUGGUGCAACAGCUUCUAUUGAUGCUAAACGAGAGAAAAGAGCCUCGCAAAAGCGAGCUACUCGCAAAUCCUCUAAGGAAGCGCCAGAUAUCAAAGAUAGAGAAGUUUCCAUCUCUGCUGAUGCAUACUUGAGCAGUAAUCCAGAAUCCUCCAAUAAGGCUGGAACCAGGCAUAAGUUAAGAGGUAGGGACCCCACAAACUCAGAGGAUGGUUUUUCUGAAAUUCAUAUCAUCAAUGGCUCUAUGAGUUGUGAUAAGUAUAAUGAACAGAGAAGGGCAUUGCAACAAAGUUCUGGAGUCAAAAGUCAGACAAGAGAAUCAUUAUCGUCCUCUACAAGAGCCAUGGAUUUGGCUUCAGGGUAUAAUAUGCCAAUAAGAGAAGUAGCCAGCUGCAGGGAAGAUCUUUCAAAGAGGAAAAACAUCUCUCAGAUGGCCUCAACCUGUGAGAGCUUGGUAUCUAAAAGUGCAGCAGACCCUGAAUGUGUCAAAUUGUCUGAAUCUGCUAAGUGUAUACGUAAAGCAGCAAGAGGACAUCCACACAUGGAAAAAGUGAGAAAAGGACUUGGUGUAUCAGGGUCUACAAAGGCCAUUGGUUCUAUGAAUUUAUCAAAGAUAGCCAGAAAGGUGACCUCUGACAUUAAUAAUGAUAGCCAUAUGAAAGUGAAGAUGCUGUUCCCUUUUGAAGAAUUCACGAAGUUCUUCGAAAUUGAGGUCUUUGACUUGAGGCCUCGAGGCCUUUUGAACUGUGGAAACAGUUGCUAUGCUAAUGCUGUGCUGCAGUGUUUAACCUGCACAAAACCUCUGGUCAUCUACCUGUUGAACCGAACACAUUCAAGAACCUGCCGCCUCAAUAAUUGGUGUCUAAUGUGUGAGUUAGAGCAACAUGUGCACAUGUUAAGAGACAAUGCUGGGCCUUUGUCUCCAAGUAGAAUUUUAUCACACAUACGGAGUAUAAACUGCCAGAUGGGUGAUGGAAGUCAGGAAGAUGCACACGAAUUUUUAAGGCUUCUAGUUGCAUCAAUGCAGUCAAUAUGUCUAGAAGAAGUGGGUGGUGAAAAGCAGGUUCAUCCCAUUUUGCAGGAAACUACAUUUGUUCAGCAAACAUUUGGUGGGCGCCUGAGAUCACUGGUUGUCUGUUUGAGAUGUAACCAUGAAUCAGAACGAUACGAGAACAUUAUGGAUCUGACAUUGGAGAUCUUUGGAUGGGUUGAAUCACUGGAAGAUGCACUUGCUCAGUUCACUACUCCUGAGGAUUUGGAUGGAGAGAACAUGUACAAAUGCGGAAGGUGCGCUGCUUAUGUACGGGCCAGAAAGCAGCUGUGCAUAGAUGAGGCCCCUAACAUUCUUACAAUUGUCUUGAAGAGGUUUCAGGAAGGAAAUUAUGGGAAGAUAAACAAAUGCAUCACGUUUCCAGAUAUGCUGGACAUGGUCCCUUUUAUGACCGGGACAAAUGACAGCCCACCACUUUACAUGCUUUAUGGUGUUGUUGUGCAUGUCGAUACGCUAAACGCUUCAUUCUCUGGACAUUAUGUAUCUUACAUAAAGGAUUUGCAGGGAAAUUGGUUCAGCAUAGAUGAUACAGUGGUCCAACCAGUGCCAAUGAGCCAGGUGAUGUCGGAAGGAGCAUAUAUCUUGUUCUAUAUGAGAUCCUUUCCUCGACCACCAAGAGCAUUAAUGAAGAAUGCUAAAAAGCCGCAAGCACCUAAGUCGUCAUGGUCUUCCGUGUCUAAAACAAAUAAUUCCCGAAAAAUAGGACUAGAUAUUCACAGAGCCAACAGAGUCAAUCAGGCCAUGGAAACUUACGUUGAUCCAGAAUUCAUGGAUUUUUCCGAUGCUACAACCAGUGACUGGUCUCUGUUCACAAGUUCAGACGAAGCAUCUUUUACCAGUGAAAGCACACGAGAUUCAUUCAGUACGGUCGAUUAUAAAGAUAAUUCCAAUAUCGAUCCAUAUUCCUCAAUGUUUGGCGCUCAUGAACGCUCCUCUCAGAGAAUGGUUUCGUGUAGCAUGUUUUCAGGCAGCAAGCCUGUAACAAGAUACAUUUCCGAGGAGAAGGGGUACAUUUUAGAUUCAGAUCACACGGUUUAUCCGCUCGAUACAAUGCAAGUAGACGGAAAUAGGGGGCAGGACAGUUUUCCUUUUUACGAAUCUUUCCUGUCGGGUAGCGAGUACCAAAAUUUUGUAAAUUACGAAAGAACCGCCUGUGAUAGUUUUAUUCAGACUUUUGCUGAUGUUCAUCUGCAGUAGGUAGCAUUUAGCCUGGUAGGAACAUUGUCCCAAUUUUUCACAAUUUCAAUCUACUUGUUGAAUGGGGGCAAUUGUUAAUAUUGUAGUUGUAAGAACAUUUGAGGUCUUUAUUUGAAAUUCUCCCUAAACGAAAAAGGUGUUGGGAAUUCAUAGAAUAUAUAACAUAUUCUGAGGCUACAGCUAUUAGCUGGUGGCUGUAGUUUCAUGAUAUGUUAUAUACUUUAUCAAAAAUAUUUUUGUGUACAUCGAUAAUCUUAUGCUAUGGGCAUUGAUGGUGCUUGAUUUCUUGUGCAUACGCAGAUGUACUGGUGUCAUGAGAAUUUUAUCGAUUGUAUGUAAAGUUUCAGGCUUGCUCUCUUGUAAGAUCGAAGUGAGUAUUAAUACGUUAAUUAACGUGUAUUUUGGAAUAAUAAUGGCGUUUUUAUCCAUCAAUAUGAUUUUUUUGGUAAAACAAACAUAAAACAUGAAUGUGGUGAUAUAUAUUACUCGCUUUUAUGCUUUUGAAAUAGAACUUGUUUGUGAUUAAGUUAAUCUCAUCGAUAAAUUUAUUCAUGAGAUAAAGUAGAAAAGUAAGUCACUGUCAUUUACAUGCGCCUAAAACCAUUUCACAAUCCGGUGAGGUAGUAGUAUGUACGAACCAAGCACAAGAAACACAUUUUCUCAAUUGUAUCAACAUAUCUUUUAUAACAACAAA